AUGGUCACUUCAGAUCCAAGUCUGGACCAAACAGAUCCCAUUUCAAGUCCAAUGAUUCCACCUCCAAUAAUGACAAGUUUCUUAGGAACCUCGGAAAGCGAAAGGGCACCUGUCGAAGAGACAAUUCUCUCUUCAUCAAUUUCAAUCCCUGGGAAUGGCGUGACUUCGGAACCAGUAGCAAUGAUGAUAUUGUCAGCCUUGAGAACAGCCUCCUCCCCGCCCUCAAUAGGGUCAACAUUGAGACUGUGCUCGUCAACAAAUGAAGCAGCACCCUUAUAG
Molecule: messenger RNA, 279 nt
Organism: Ogataea philodendri
Lineage: Eukaryota; Fungi; Ascomycota; Pichiomycetes; Pichiales; Pichiaceae
Exons: 1
Coding region: 1-279 (92 amino acids)
Source: RefSeq, a predicted model, not a curated record